UCUACCUCCUCCUCAAAAAUGACGCCCAAGAUCACGCCUCCUCGGGCACUUGCUGCUGCAUCUCUUCUUGCCAUAGCUGGAUAUUCCGCAUACCAAUACAGAGCCUCUCGCCUCAAUUCUAAGAACACGCCUCCCGCUGCAUCACCCGGCAAGAUGACCGUGGACAACUCGUUUGAGACCCUUUUCGCCGUGCCGUUGUCAUGUGACGGCUGUAUCAAGGCGGUUUCAGACUCGCUAUACAAGCUCGGUGGCAUUAGUAACGUCGAGGGCAACCUGAAGGACCAGUUGAUCUCUGUCAAGGGCACGGCUGCCCCCUCGGCCAUCGUGGAAGCUAUCCAGGCAACGGGCAGAGACGCUAUCUUGCGUGGAUCAGGAUCCUCAGACAGCAGUGCCGCUGUAAGCAUCCUCGAGACUUUCGACGACCCCGUAGAAGGACGUUAUGAAGAGCCAAGCCGGGACGUAAGAGGACUGGCAAGGAUGGUUCAGGUUAGCUCAGGACGAACACUUGUUGACUUGACGGUCCACGGCGUCACCCCAGGAAAGUAUCGGGCCUCGAUCCGCGCAUUCGGAGACCUGAAGGACGGUGCACGAUCAACCGGACCUGUGUGGUCAGGAGGAGAGAAGGAACUCCGAGGUGAUUUGGGAGAGGUUGAAGUUGGUGAGAAUGGAAGGGGAGCAACGUUCCUAGACCACGGAUUUCAGAUUUGGGAGGUAAUCGGGCACGCCAUGGUGCUGACCAGGCAAGAGGAGGGACCCGAGGGACUCAAGAACGAUAAGGACACCGUCUUGGGCAUCAUUGCACGAAGCGCGGGCAUGUGGGAUAACGACAAGACGGUGUGCUCCUGCACUGGCAAGACGCUCUGGGAUGAGCGCAAGGAUGAGGUCAAGAAAGGCAUGCUCUAG
Fusarium falciforme is the source of this 903-nucleotide messenger RNA. Its product is annotated as Superoxide dismutase 1 copper chaperone. Gene Ontology annotation, molecular function: copper ion binding; superoxide dismutase copper chaperone activity. The coding region runs from base 19 to 903 and encodes 294 amino acids. NCBI's taxonomy places the organism in Eukaryota, Fungi, Ascomycota, Sordariomycetes, Hypocreales, Nectriaceae. The record is from RefSeq and is a predicted model, not a curated record. Gene Ontology annotation, cellular component: cytoplasm. Gene Ontology annotation, biological process: removal of superoxide radicals. The transcript is spliced from 5 exons.